Messenger RNA from Camellia sinensis, 2900 nucleotides. Its product is annotated as pentatricopeptide repeat-containing protein At5g67570, chloroplastic. Lineage: Eukaryota; Viridiplantae; Streptophyta; Magnoliopsida; Ericales; Theaceae. The record is from RefSeq and is a predicted model, not a curated record. Gene Ontology annotation, molecular function: protein binding. Gene Ontology annotation, biological process: chloroplast organization. Gene Ontology annotation, cellular component: chloroplast.
UAUAGUUACUACGAAACGAAGAAAUCACUCACUCACUCACUCACUCACUCUCACCAUGGAAACAGCUUCAACUGGACCUCCUCGUCCUCGCCUUCCCACUCCUCCAACAACAACCCAACCAAACACCGACAAAAUCAAGCAAAAGCUCCUCCACAAGGGCGUCUACCCAACCCCCAAAAUCAUCCACACCCUCCGCAAAAAACACCUCCAAAAAUCUCUCCGCAAAUCAAACCGCCGUCUCGCCUCCCAAUCCCAAUCCCAACCUCCCCUCACCGACUCCCAGAAACAAUCCAUCGCCGAAGAAUCCCAUUUCCAAACGCUAAAGGCCGAAUACAAAAACUUCACCAAAUCGAUAUCUGCGAAAACCAGAGACGACGAUGGUGUUCUUCCGAUGGUGGGGAAGCCUUGGGAGAGGCUCGAGAGGGUUCAAUUCAGAGAGCUUUCGAGUUCGAGUAGAGAGUAUUGUGGCGAUAAGCUCAAGUCUCAGCCCUUGAGAGAACUGAGUGAAAUUCUCCAAAAGGGGUGGCUUUUGGACAACGAUGUUGUAUUCGAACAAGGUUCGUUGAAGGGUGAAAGGAAAAUUUGGGCCCCGCCGAAGCGCAGCGAGGCGGAAGCGAUUCGGUUUCUUGUUGAUAAGCUUAGUGGUAUGGAGCUUAGUAUGAAGGACUGGAAGCUUUCAUGGAUGAUGAAGAAGUCAGGGCUACAGUUUACUGAGGGUCAGUUGCUAAAGAUUGUUGAAGGACUUGGUGAUAAAGGACAGUGGAGACAUGCAUUGUCUGUUGUGGAGUGGGUGUAUAGCUCCAAAGAACAUAGACAUUACAAGAGCAGGUUUGUAUACACAAAACUAUUGGCAGUUCUUGGGAAAGCAAGGAGACCUCGUGAAGCUCUUCAAAUCUUUGAUUUGAUGCGUGAAGAUUGCCAAAUAUAUCCUGAUAUGCCUGCAUACCACAGUGCCGCUGUUACACUUGGUCAAGCUGGUUUUCUGAAAGAACUACUGAAAAUUAUUGAAUGCAUGGGGGAGAAACCUGCUAAAAGAAUAAAAAAUAUGCGCCACAGGAACUGGGACCCUAUUCUUCAACCUGAUGUGGUUGUGUUUAAUGCUGUACUGAAUGCUUGUGUUCCAACCCAUCAGUGGAAAGGUGUAUCUUGGGUGUUUGGGCAGUUGAGAAAGAAUGGCCUAAAACCUAAUGGAGCAACUUAUGGACUUGCAAUGGAGGUAAUGCUACGAUCCGGAAAGUAUGAUCGUGUACACGAGUUCUUUGAAAAAAUGAGAAGAAGUGGGGAAGCUCCAAAAGCGCUUACUUACAAAGUUCUGGUCAGAGCCUUUUGGGAGGAAGGUAAAGUUGAUGAAGCUGUUAAAGUAGUCAGGGACAUGGAACAAAGGGGAGUGUUUGGGAUAGCCUGUGUAUAUUAUGAGCUUGCUUGCUGCCUUUGCAACAAUGGGAGGUGGCAAGAAGCUAUGCUGGAGGUUGAAAAGCUAAAAAAGCUUCCUCGUACUAAGCCUUUGGAGGUUACCUUCACUGGCAUGAUAAUGUCUUCUAUGGAUGGUGGAUGUGUCCACGACUGCAUCUCUAUUUUUCAACACAUUAAAGACCAUUUUGUGCUUGACAUUGGCAUCAUAAAUGCCAUACUCAAAGUUCAUGGCAGGAAUGAUAUGUUUUCAGAAGCAAAACAGUUAUUUGAAGAUAUCAAGAGAGCUAAAUCUGAUUCUAACCAUAGCUUGGAUGGUUUUGGUUCUUCCCUUAUCCCAGAUGCAUACACUUACAGCACAAUGCUUGAGACUUCUGCUAGUGCUCUCCAAUGGGAGUACUUUGAGUAUGUCUACAGGGAGAUGGCUCUCUCUGGGUAUCAACUUGAUCAUAGUAAACACACAUCCCUGCUUGUCGAAGCCUCCAGAGCUGGGAAGUUUUAUUUGUUGGAACAUGCAUUUGACACCAUGUUGGAAGCUGGUGAAAUACCUCAUCCAUCUGUGUUUACUGAAUUGAUAUGUCAAGCAAUAAUUCAACAUGAUUUUGAACGAGUCGUCGGCAUAAUCAACGCUAUGGCUCAUGCUCCAUUUCAAGUUAGCGAAAAGCAGUGGACAGACCUGUUUGAGUGUAAUGGAGACAGGAUCAGUGAGAAGAGUUUGAAGGAACUGUUGGAUGCUCUCAGUAAUUUUGAUUUACCAAUGGAAGCCACUGUAUCAAAUUUGUCAAAAUCAUUGUUAUGUUUCUGUAGAUCCAACAAUUGGAGAGAGAUUUCAAGUCCAGUUGCUUUUGAUGAUGUGUCUGUGGACCAAUCACCUUUGGUUGGUAAUAAUGGGAGAUUAGGUUGUGAUGAAAAUAUAAAUGUGCACAAUUUUUCAGCAAAUACUGUUGAAGAUGAUUCUGAUUCAGAUGAUAUAUUUAGUGUUGGUCAGAGCAGUAACACAGAGGAUGAUGCUGAUUCAGAAAUGUUUUGGUUCUCAAGUUACGACUCUAAUGAAGACCGAAAGGCUAACCUAUUCACCAGCCUUGAGGAUUUGACUGUUGAUAUGACAUCUGAGGCAUCAGCUGGUUGUGAUGACAAAUUCUCAAAUCAGAUCAAAUAUGGAAACCUAGACAAUGAAGAGGUAGAACUUGACGAGCCAACAGGCAAAGUUGGCAACUGUCGCAACCUACCAUCUGCGCAUGAAAUUCUGGAAUCUUGGAAGGAAAGCAGAAAAAAGGAUGGCAUGUUCUGCCCCUAUCAGUUUGGUGGGAAAUAAGCGCAAUUCGUUUCAUCAUAACUCAUCGGAUGAACAAAGCUACAUAGUAUGUGCAUGUGUCAUGGUAUUUUUGUCAACUAUACAAGCAAGGAUGGAACUAGGAGAACACUAUGGGGGCCAUGACCCCUCUGUUUCUCUGAACAUUAUUGUUUGUCAUAAUUUUUUUUUUAAAAAA